Rotaria sp. Silwood1 is the source of this 294-nucleotide messenger RNA. The record is from the annotation of a GenBank genome assembly. Lineage: Eukaryota; Metazoa; Rotifera; Eurotatoria; Philodinida; Philodinidae.
AUGUUUCUUCUUAUUCUUGUUCUACUUAUAUCGAUUCCACUUGUCUCGCCAUCUUAUCACAUUCCAAAACUUGGACGAUAUCACACAUUUUUGAGAAUUGGUAAACGGCAUUUUAACGAACCAUGCAUUAAUCCAUCAAUAUGUACAGAAAAUCAACCAAGAACUCCAAUGAAAUGUAUUGUAUUUUUCAAUCAACACUUAUGUUGGCCACAAAUAAGUGAAGAAAAAUCAAUGAGAGAUCAAGAUUCGAGACCAAAUCAUCUUAAUAAUCGCAUAUUUAAAGACAAUACCUGA